UAUUCGGAAUCGUUGAUAAGUUUCGAAGACAAUAAUGUGUUUUUACUCAGAAAACUUCAGUGAGCGAACAAAAAUCCACACAGAGAGUUAAUCUAACCAUGGGCAGGGUCUAAUAUAAAAGUGAUGUAUUGUUAAUAUUUGCUGAAUCAGCUGUGGUUUGUGAUACAACGGGAAGGACUGGUUUUUAUAUCCAUCGGGUCAUCCGCUGUCCGUGAUACAAGCACAAGGUUUCGUUGCCCAGCAGAAUGUCGGGAUUAUUUGUAUUUUUGGUCUUAGCCGUAGUUGUUAUUAUUAGAGGGCAAGAUGUACAGUCGCCAUCGGUUGACGAAGGCAAAGAUGUGUAUUAUCCAGCACUUAAUUGGUCCGAUAUUUUUGACUGGAAACUUUUGAAGGAGUUUGCUUCGGACAACAGGAACGUCGUUUUCUCCCCUAUAAGCCUUAGAAUAGUCCUGGCUCUCCUCUACCAAGGUUCUAGCGGAGCCACUGAAAGAGAAUUCCAAAAUGUGAUGCAAUUUGUCGACAAGGUGUCUGUCAGAGACCAGUAUCGCGAUGUUCUCACAGCCCUGCAGGUUUCAGAAAAAAACGAAUACGUCCUCAACAUGGGUUCCAGGAUCUUCUUGCGUUCUGAAAUAGAGCCUAAGCAAAAGUUCGCCAGUGUAGCGAAAGACUUCUUCAAGACGGACAUAGAACCCAUCGAUUUUUCUGAGGCCAACUCCAGCGAGGCAAUCAACUCCUGGGUGGAUAAAUUGACCAAUGGAAGGAUAACUCAACUGGUAAAACCUGAGGAACUGAGGGACACCAUCAUGCUGAUAGCCAACGCUGUGUACUUCAAGGGAAGCUGGAGGCACCAGUUCCCGAAAAAUCAGAGCUUCCACGGAAACUUCUACUUGGUCAACAACGAUGACAUUCUGACAGUUACAGUUCCGUAUAUGACCAACGAAGAGCAGUUCUAUUACGUCGAAUCGCAAAAUUUCGAUGCAAAGAUCCUAAGACUUCCCUACAAAGGGGGGCGUUACUCGAUGAUCAUCAUCCUGCCAAAUUCCAAGGGAGGUCUUCCGGCUCUACUAAAGAGGAUCAACCUCUACAACGUCAAGUCACUCUUGUAUUUGAUGGAUAAAAGGACGGUUAAAGUGACUUUACCCAAGUUCAAGUUUGAUUUCCAAAAACGGCUAGCCCCCAUUUUGCAGAAGUUCGGAAUGCACCAGAUGUUUCAGAACACCGCCAGUUUUCCGGGUAUUGCGAGGGGGAAUUCCACACUCCUAAGGAAGCUGGUGGUGAGCGACGUGAUCCAGAAGGCUGGCAUAGAGUUGGACGAGACUGGAACAGUGGCUUAUGCAGCAACAGAGAUAAGUAUAUCAGAUAGAUUUGGAGGCACAGAUGAGUUUGAGGCUUCUCAUCCUUUUGCUUUUUUCAUACAAGACGACAAGAGUGGAACUGUGCAAUUUGCUGGUAUAUUAAAUAACCCAUUAGAAGAACUAGAGGCAAAUGAAGUCCUCCUAGCUUAAGAUAUAAAGCGAGAAAUAUAUAUAUAUUUGUUAUUACUUUUAUGUUUAUAAUGUUUUGCUCAUGAGUUAUAUAUUUUUUUGUUAUGGAAUCAAUACAUUUUGCCCUUUAAGUGAUUGGUGGGACUGACUUUGUGAAUCGACUGCAAAUUUGUGAUACCAAAGUAUUCUUUACUGUAAAUCUGAAAGUUUGAUUAAAAUGUAUUUUUAUUA
Molecule: messenger RNA, 1715 nt
Organism: Anoplophora glabripennis (Asian longhorned beetle)
Lineage: Eukaryota; Metazoa; Arthropoda; Insecta; Coleoptera; Cerambycidae
Product: serine protease inhibitor 27A-like
Exons: 8
Coding region: 246-1505 (419 amino acids)
Molecular function (GO): serine-type endopeptidase inhibitor activity
Source: RefSeq, a predicted model, not a curated record